AGUCAGUGGUCACGCUGCCCUGGUCAGUGUAGGAGGUGCUCCACGAGGUUGCUGCAGUUUACCUGCUUUACUAGAACAUUUUCGCUGGCUGGACAAAGUUUUCUGAAAAUAUUCUGGGCUCCCAAGUGUUGAUUCUAUAGCUGCAGAGGUUUGCGUGCUUCCUGUGCCAACCAGACUCUCGCCAAUAUGGGCACCAUGAUGCACCCAGAGAACCAGCCGCCUCAAGACCCACCCAAGGUGGUGGCUAAGACCCGACUAGAGGAGACGCAGCAACAAGUCAAUGAAGUCGUGGACAUCAUGAAGACUAACGUGGAUCGCAUCAUGGAGAGGGACGAGAAGCUUACCGAGCUCGAUAAGCGCGCCAGCAACCUCACUGCUAGCGCCUCUGAGUUCCAGACGACCUCACGCAAGCUGAAGAGGAAGUACUGGUGGAAGAACUUGAAGAUGAUGCUUAUACUUGGUUGUGUCGUCGUUGUGAUCAUCGUGAUCAUCAUCGUGGCUACUGUGGGCAUUCCCAGCAGCAGCAGCGGUGGUGGUGGUGGUGGUGGUACCAGCCCCACUCCAGCCCUUCCGACGACUACCAUCACAACGACCUCGAGGACAGCUAGGGCCAUUUUGGGUAACUUGCAACCUCAGGCUUAAUUGCAGCGUAUUUGAGAAUACACUAGGCAUCACUUUGCCACGAUUGAAAUUUAACUAUAAUAGCUACUACGGCAGUCAUUGCCAUAAACACCCACGGGACUUUCAGAAUACGUGAAUUUAAAGGCGAGAUUUAAAGUAGGAGGCAGCUCCUCUUUGUUGCUCUGAAAAAUGUUAGAUAUAUAAGGCUGCCAAAAAAUGUAAUUUUAAUGUGUAACUAUAUAAUCGGUAUAAUAUGAGAAUUCCACUAAUAAAGGCUAUGCAUCUAAUAUGCAUUAUAUAUGCAGUGGCAUUAUCCAUGUGUUUUUAUAUAAUUAACUAGCAUUUGUAUGUCAUCACAGCUUUCUUUAUUAAUAGUAACUGAUAAAGUAGAAUGUAUUUUACAGAUUUAAUUUCAGAAAGUUAAAUAACAAUUUGCAACUAUGCUCUCAGAGAAAGUUUAUAACAUUAAUUUAUAUUGUAAUUUUACAUGUAUUUGGGUUUGGUUAUACUUUUAAGAGAAAUCUGUGGUUUAUAGGGUUACUGAGCCAGCUGCUGGUCUGACCCAGCGGUCAUGGUUUAAUCAUGGUCAGUGUUGCUUUCUUAAUAUAUAUUGUAUGUAGAUACGUGUUUGGCAAAUAUAAGAGUUUAAUCUA
Molecule: messenger RNA, 1274 nt
Organism: Procambarus clarkii (red swamp crayfish)
Lineage: Eukaryota; Metazoa; Arthropoda; Malacostraca; Decapoda; Cambaridae
Source: RefSeq, a predicted model, not a curated record